Messenger RNA from Argentina anserina (silverweed cinquefoil), 1338 nucleotides. RefSeq names its product 3'-5' exonuclease-like. The coding region runs from base 48 to 1031 and encodes 327 amino acids. Gene Ontology annotation, molecular function: nucleic acid binding; 3'-5' exonuclease activity. Gene Ontology annotation, biological process: nucleobase-containing compound metabolic process. Lineage: Eukaryota; Viridiplantae; Streptophyta; Magnoliopsida; Rosales; Rosaceae. The transcript has 6 exons. The record is from RefSeq and is a predicted model, not a curated record.
GUUUCCGAAAACAUAGAGAAAUGGCGUAAUGAGAGUAGUCGCCGGAGAUGGAGCCCUCGCAAUCUCACCAUGACACCAACGCCAAAGCCACUGCCGCCACCUUAUAUGAGUCGGAAUGGGAUGAUGAGCCCUUCACAGAGGAAGACCUCCAAGCCAUUGAAGCCGCAUUCGAAGCCGCUACUGCAGCUUCUCUCUCCAAAAAGCGACGCGCCAAUCCUGACGACGACAAAGUCACGGACCAGCUCCCCAUUGCCCGGGGCCGGUUUCCGAGUUCGGUUCUUGCUCUCCAGCAUCCCAACGCCUUCGCUCUCUCGCCUUGUAGUCAAGCCAAUACAAGGAUGAGAUAUCCUGUGCUGAAGUUUGGAGGUCGGGUUAGAUAUAGCAGGACCACAGUUGAAGUGGAGAAAGCUGCCAUGGAGGUCUUAACGACUGUGAACACAAAGAAAAGCGAAAUGGGUCUAAAUGCAGUUGGUUUUGACAUUGAGUGGAAACCUACAUUCCAAAGAGGUGUUCCACCUGGGAAGGUUGCAGUCCUGCAGAUAUGUGGAGACACAAGUUGUUGUCAUGUGAUGCAUAUCAUACAUUCUGGAAUUCCUCGAAGUCUGCAGUUACUUCUUGAAAGCUCUUCAAUUUUGAAGGUCGGAGCUGGUAUCGCUAAUGAUGCUGUUAAGAUCUUCAAGGAUUAUAAUGUAUCCAUUAAAGCUUUGGAGGAUCUUUCAUUUCUGGCUAAUCAGAAGCUUGGAGAUUCGCAGAAUUGGGGUCUUGCAUCCCUAACUGAGAAGCUCAUUUGUAAACAGCUUCUGAAGCCCAAAAAAAUUCGAUUGGGUAACUGGGAAACCAAAUAUUUAUCAAAAGAGCAGCUGCAGUAUGCUGCUACCGAUGCAUACGCAUCAUGGUAUCUUCAUGAGGUGCUAAGGAGCCUCCCUGAUGCUGAAGAACUUGAAAAAGUCACAUCAGACCACCAGAGUGAGGAACAACCUGCAUCAUGUACUGAUUUUCAGACUGAGGGACUACAAGCUGCACAAUUGUAAUGUCUCAUUGGUAACAUCAGGAUCAAAAUGAACAAGAUAAGCAAAAGGAUAUGUUUAUCUCCUGGCUAUAAUCUUAUUAGCCUCCAUCCUUGACAUUGCUGGAUCUGAGGGGUUGUUCAUGAUAACAUGUUCUGGUCCAGCAAAUUAGGUCAGUUUUCAUGUAUAGUCGUAGUUUUACCAUUCUUUUUCCAAAUAUAUUUUGAAUAGAGAACAUUACUCAAUAUGAGAGCCCUUGGCUACAAUUUAUAUUUACUCCCUUAUAGGAUUGUCAUGAUAUGAAAUAUAAGUAGCGACCUUUUGCUGGUAA